Molecule: messenger RNA, 498 nt
Organism: Grammomys surdaster
Lineage: Eukaryota; Metazoa; Chordata; Mammalia; Rodentia; Muridae
Product: sulfotransferase 1A1-like
Exons: 6
Biological process (GO): sulfation
Cellular component (GO): cytoplasm
Molecular function (GO): sulfotransferase activity
Source: RefSeq, a predicted model, not a curated record
AUGGCGACUCUCUCAAAGACCAAUUCUGCAUUCCCCACAUUGCAACACCUACACAAAGAUCCCUUCCACUCUGCACUGGGAAGAAGGGCUAAGAACCCCAGGAUCAGCAACAUGGAGUUCUCCCGUCCACCACUGGUGCAUGUGAAGAGUGUCCCACUCAUCAAAUACUUUGCAGAGGCAGUUGGGCCACUGCAGAACCUCACAGCCUGGCCUGAUGACUUGCUCAUCAGCACAUACCCAAAGUCUGGUACUACCUGGGUGAGUGAGAUCGUGGAUAUGAUCUAUCAGAAUGGCAAGCUAGAUAAGUGUGGCCGGGCCCCUAUCUAUGCCCGGGUACCCUUCCUUGAGUUCAAAUACCCAGGGGCUCCCUCAGGUCUUGAAACUUUGGAAGAGACACCAGCCCCACGGCUCCUUAAGACACAUCUGCCGCUGUCCUUGAUCCCUCAGAGUCUGCUGGAUCAGAAGGUCAAGGUGAUCUACAUUGCCCGGAAUGCAAAG